Messenger RNA from Didymella exigua CBS 183.55, 4749 nucleotides. RefSeq lists its product as uncharacterized. Bases 1 to 4749 code for a protein of 1582 amino acids. The record is from RefSeq and is a predicted model, not a curated record. The transcript is spliced from 3 exons. Lineage: Eukaryota; Fungi; Ascomycota; Dothideomycetes; Pleosporales; Didymellaceae.
AUGUCGUCCUUUCUUUUGAAACCAACGCUCAUUUUGGGUCUCUUGGCCGCACGCUCUCUCGCAGUUCCUGCUCUUACCUCCGAGAACUCUUAUGUAGCCCGACGCGCAACGGACGAGCUCUCCUGCUGGGACAACCAUAGUGAUGGCAAAACUUUUAUCGCACAGAACGGAGACUGGGAGAUCAUCUGCAGCAAGGACUAUGCUGGCGGCGACAUGGGAGCCUCAUCUCCUGGCUCGUUCGAAGAAUGCAUCAGAGAAUGCGAUACCACCCCUGGGUGUAUCGACGUAUCCUUCGCCUGGCCCAACUCCUGCUACAAGAAGAACAAGCUCACCAUUGCCGUCGACAACAACUCCAUUUGGACUGCGCGCAAGAAGGUUACCUCUUCCACUGGCAGCAGCGACAUGGAUACCAAGACACCUGCUGUUACACAGGAUGUUACUUGUGAAGGCAAGGCCAGCGAAGGUGUCAAGUAUAACUCGAAGCAGGGCACAUUCUUGAUCGAGUGCGGCGUUGACCACUAUGGCGGUGACAUCGGCUCUUCGAGUACUGACAGCUUUGCGGCCUGUAUCGAAGACUGCGCCGCAACAACUGGUUGCGUUGACGUCAGCUAUGUUUGGGGAGCCUGUUACAAGAAGGGCACACUCAACGAGGGUGGCGCUGUAGGACAUGUGUGGUCGGCCAAAUUGGUCGCAUCUGACCCUGACACCACUCGCACCACUUUUCCUAGCACUACUACCACUGGCACCACAACGGCUACUGCCCAGGCUACCUCCACGCCCAUCACAUGCCCUGCUAGUAACGGCCAGACCCCUACCAUCGCUUCUGGCGGUACCUACGAGAUCGCUUGUGGUACUGACUACGGAGGCGGUGACUUCAUGGCCGUCGAUGCAGCUACCUUCGAUCUGUGCCUCAAGGCCUGCGACGACAACAAUGCUUGUCAGGCACUUGCUUAUGUCGCUCCAACAUGCUACUUGAAGAACGAAGUCAAUAAGGCCAACGCCGUCGGGCACGUCUGGGGCGCCAUUGUUAAGAAAGCCGCCAAAGAUGUAUUCGUCUUCCCCACUGUUCCUGACCAGACUUUAGAACCGAAUGCCAUUGAGUCUAUCAUGGCUGAUGUUCUUACGCUUCCUCCAAUGCCCACGGCGACCCUCGGUCCAGUGUCUCCUCCUGGUGUCGACAUGGGUGGUCUGGAUGUACUUACUCCGGAGCCCAAGACCGAGCUUUGGUUCAGCGGUAGCGCUGCCCAGAUGAAGGACGAUGAGUCUGGCGCUGUCACUGUUCGUAUCUCUGUCGACUACAAGUACCCCUCCAUUGUUCUGGACCACUCCAUCUACAUUAAGAACGUCGACUGCUCAAGCGGCAGUCUUCAGGGUAAAUUCGACAACCUUCUGGCAUUCACCCACGCUGCGGAUUCAUGGCCAGCGAAAGCUCCCCUUCUUCUUAUCACCAGUGCACAGAGCUGCGGCAAUGGCGAUCAGAACUCCUUCUGGCUUGCUCAAUCGACCACCUUCGAUCAAAACGCCAACACCUUCAGCGCUCCUGGUAUGGCCGUCGAGCUCGCUGAUAUCUACAACGAAAUGGAUAUUGAUUUCGGCAAGAUUGAGGUGAACAAUAGCACCGGCAACAGCUCCAUCGGCACCGACGGAGAUGCGCUGAGCUGUGGCAAGCCGGACUCUCCUUUCGUCGAUGGUCUCCCCGCCGUUGCAUGUGGAACUUCUUUCGACAAAUCCCUUGAUGACAACCUUGGGUAUUACGCCGCCAAUGGUGACGACGAGCAGCAUGUACUGGCAUCAGCCGGCGGAGAUGCUUCCAAUAGCACCGACAUCAGUCUCAACGUGAGGCGCGACCUAUCCAAGCGAUGGAGCUUGAAGAGCGCUUUCAAAUCUAUCGCUAAGGCCGUUGUCCAAGUCGUCAAAAAGGCUGUCGUUGUAGUCGUGAAACAGGUGGCUGUGACAUUCGUUUCGGUUGCAAAGGCUGCUGCUAAGCUUGCUGUUGCCGUCGUCAAGACCACCGUCAGGGUCGGUAUCGCCAUUGCCGUCAAUUACGCGAAGCUCGCCAAAUUCAUCGUGACUGGCAACUACGAUAACUCUCUCACACUUCCGAUCGAUCUCACAGGUACGAGUCUGACCAAGGCUACACCUUGGGAUGGCACCACAGGUUUCAAGUUCUACGAUUACAAGCCAGACCGCAAGGGUGCUAAGUGGAAGGCUUCCAAGAUCAACCUCGAGAGGGUCGCGACUGAGCUUCUAAAGGCUCCUGGAGAGGCUGAUCCUGAGCCGGGUAUUGAACUGUGGUGCGUCGACUGUGGAAUCAAGGGAAAGUUCGUCGCAAAGGGUUCUCUCAGUGCUACACCUCUCUCCGGUCUGAAGAAGGCCCAGGUCGGUGUACAUGGCAACAUGUAUGUCGGCGCAUUCCUGGGCGUCAACGCUUUCACCAAGUACGAGAAGACUAUCAAGAAGGAACUCAUGAAGCGCAAUCUCGCAGGUUGGGAGAUCCCUAAGAUCGUCUCCCUGGGGCCCGCCAUCAGUCUUAGUACUCAAGCGACCUUUAGCGUCGAAGCUGAAGGACAAUUACUCGCUGGUGCCAGUCUGAACUGGCCAGCUUUCGAGGCGACCCUGGACUUCGUCGAUACCCGCAAGUCGACUCAGUCUGGUUGGACCCCGCAGGUUACUAAGAAAUUCGAUGCUCAUGGUGAACUCACUGCUACUGCGGCUCUCGGUCUGCCCGUCACCUUGAGCUUUGGUGUUGACAUUCUGAGCGGCAAGAUUAAGAAGGAGAUCGAACUGUCGGAUAUUCCUGCCCUUACUGCGGAGGCCAAGCUUGAGUUUGAUGUUGGAACAUCGAAGAACCAAUUCGGAGGCGACGACUGUCAAGGCAUCGCGUGGGACAUUGCCCUCACCAACGAGCUUCGCAUCGACGUCCCCGGAACUGAGGGCUGGAAGCUGAACGGCUGGAAGUCUCCUCCUCUAGCCAAGGGCUGCAUCGGUCGUACGCGUAUCCCAAGCGAAGAUGAGUCUUCCUCGACCUCCUCCACCAUGCCUACAACCUCGACUACUCCCACGCCUACACCUACACCCAUCGGUCUCCACUGCCCAGAUGCAAGUGGCAAGACAUAUACAGACUCUGGUGCCCAAAUGAAGCAGUACACCGUCACCUGUAACCAGGAUGCGGCUGGCCUUGACAUCACGUGGGCCUACCGAGCCUCCAUGGAGACCUGUAUGGACUGGUGUGGUACUGUCUCAAGCUGCGUCGGUACCGUCUUUGCGCCAAAGCGCACCGACAUCAACUGUUGGCUCAAGAGUGGUUAUCCGGCACUGAUUGCUAAUCCUUCGCCAAACACAGAUCCCAUUCACAGCUCCAUGACCUCGCAACCUACCUUCACUAUUCUGAGCAUGUACUAUGCCGACCGGGACAUCACACCCUACGCUAAGCAGAACGUGGCUCGCGGCACGCAACUCGUCAUCGACACGAACAACAUCGUGGGAUGGGCCAACGGCGACCCAUGGCCUGGUAACCAAAAGAGUAUUUCUAUGCUCUUCAGCUACGGAAAAGAGCUGCGCACGUUCGUUGUCGCCAGCGGCACAGGAGUCUACACCCUCAACCCCGGUCCUGCUACUUCCCAGCCUGGUGUCCAAGUCGCGCCAGGCUACGAGUCCAUGUCAGGCGUUUCCAACAUCAACAUUGUUGCCGUGGCAUAUGGUCGUGGCGCCAUUACCUCCCGCGUCGUGUUCCAGAACAUGUACAAUGCGAUAAGGAACGCAGGCGGGAGGUGGCAGUACACCAACGACAACUUCGGUCAAGACAACUGGGUGGGAGUUGGAAAGACAGGUGUCGUUUGGUACCAAAACCUCGAUGGCGACUACCUCGUCUCUAACCCUGCCCGCGAGGGCAACUACAAUUUCUUCUAUAACGCUCGCUGGAGCAAGCGCCAGGAACAGGAGAUUGCCCCGUCGCAAGAGCCUACGCCCAUCGAGGCCGAGGGCAACUCAAACAGUCAGCCGACUGUUGUCGGCGCAAGCCCAGCACAGAACACUCCUGAUGCUGAGCUGACCCCGUCCCCAACUCCCCUCCUCGCAUCGUCUGCCGAUACUUCGGACCAGACUCCCAGCGCUACUCCUGCCAGCAACAGUGCUUCCGAGACCUCCUCUGAAGCCCCUGCAAUCCCCGCGGCUACCAGCUCGGACUUCCCUCAGCUGAACGUCAACAACUCCACCUUGAACUCUACCUCCAAUGCAACUGACGUCAACUUUGUCAACUUCGACAUUGUCGACACGACCAACUCGCUGAAGCUGAACCCAAGCACGGACGGCAACCUCUUCCUCUCCCUUGUCGGAGACAGCACCGACCUCUCUAACCUGACAACCGGCUCUUUCACCGGCGACUCGGACUCCAAGACCAUCUUCGGCGACUCUUCGGACCGCUUCCUGCACUAUUACCCCGACGUGCUUGCCUCCUCUGGCGCCUCGCGUCUGCGUCUCGCAGCGUGGGACAAGCUGCCGAAGGGAGCAAAGCUCAUCACGCUGACACAGAUUGAGAUCGAGGGAGAGACGAUGAUGCUGGGCAUUGACACAAAGGGCAACUACCUGUGGCCGUUCGUCUGUGGCAUCAAGGGCCAGUUGAACAAGAUUUUCCUCGUCAAUGAUCCGGCGAGUGGUGGCGCGACGCUGCAGAAGGAAAGCAUGAAGUUUACGGUUACAGGCGGUGAGGCGUACAGCUGUGAGCCUGUGGCGCUGAUGGUCAAGGCGUAA